AUGGCUAAGGAGAACGAAUCGGCUUCGCAGGCCACCGUCAAUGGAGACAAUACACUCACGAGAUCUACGAUGUCGUCCAUCGGGGAAGAGGAUGCGUUUUGCUUAGGGAAACACAUGGAGAAUGUACGAGAUAUCGAUGGUGCCGUCCGAGGGUUCCUCAUUCUUGGCGUGAUGAUAGACUUGUGUUAA
Molecule: messenger RNA, 189 nt
Organism: Prunus armeniaca (apricot)
Lineage: Eukaryota; Viridiplantae; Streptophyta; Magnoliopsida; Rosales; Rosaceae
Source: the annotation of a GenBank genome assembly